AUGGCAGCAGUUGAGGUUAAAAGCAACGGAAAUGGGUCAAGCACUUAAACUAAAGGUUGGUAUUGUGUGUGUUGGCCCCCUGCAAAUCUGCUAACCUUUCGCCGUCUUCUGCGUCCACUUGGCUCCUCUCUCUCUCUCUCUCUCUCUCUCAAACUUCUCUCUUUCUUCGAGCUUAGUUAGGAGCUUUAAAAGAUCAAACUUUUGGUAACUUCUAUUAUGAUUUACAACGAAGUUUACACAUUUUUAAUGCAUUUGGAUUAGCGUUCUUUUGCUCCUUCGAGGAGCUCCGAUUUUCUCAAAUUUCCCCUUCCUUCUCAAUUGAUUUUCUAUUGAGUUUCUUCGUUGAUUACUGGGUGGCAAGGAUUUUGAGCUUUUAUUCGAGUUUCAACUGAACUGUUGAUGGUGUUUCUCCAGUACUGUUCUUCAGUUUAGAAAAAUCUGAUCUGGGCUUUUCUGGAUUUUAAGUUUAAUGAUUAGAGAAGCAGAAAAGAACCAUUUUUUUUUUCAAUUUUUUAAGUUUAAAGAGGCUUAAUUUGGAAUUUUUUUUAGGAUCUUUGGGAGUUAUUAAAGAAUAGGUUUGACUGGUACUUUAUAUUUAAUUAUAGAUUUGAUAUUUAUAUAUAAAUCUCACUGAUUACUGAUAAGGACUGCUGUUUUAAAAAAAGAUUAUGUUCUGUAAAUUAUGUAACUGUAAAAGGAGUAUUCUUUAAUCUUUCCUUUCUUUUAUUUCCCUUGUUAGUUAUACUAAUAACUGGGAUUGUCUUAUUGUGGGGUUUUUGUCAAGCUUUUAUGUCUUGAAAACUUGUUUGCUUCUUACAUGUUUUUGGGUUCUUUGAACUUGUGCUAGACUAGUGUUUGGAAGGUACUAAUAAUGGCGAAGUGAUUGAAAUUUGCCAGCCCUUCACCAUGCCUUUAUCUGAGCUAGUAUAUCGUUUGGCUAAAGGAAAGCUUGAUUCUUCUCAGGAGAAGAAUCUCACAUGCUCAACUGAUCUAUCUUCUGGACCUGAGAAUGAUUUUGUUGAGCUAGUAUGGGAAAAUGGUCAAAUUCAGUCCAGUAAGACUAGAAAGAUCCAAUUCUCUGGUAGUUUUCCAUCUCAAACCUCCAAGAUUAGAGAUAAACACGUAGGUAAUGGCAGCAACACUAAAAUGGGAAGAUUUGGGGCCAUGGACUCUGUAGUAGGUGAAGUUCCAAUGUCUGUGCCGUCUGUUGAAAUGGGUUUGAAUCCAGAUGAUGACAUGGUACCUUGGUUGAAUUAUCCUAUUGAAGACCCUCUACAACAUGAUUACUGUGCUGAGUUUUUAACAGAAUUAUCUGGUGUUACUGUAAAUGAAGACUCUCAGACUAAUUAUGCCUCAAUGGAAAAGAGAAAUUGUGGUAAUCAAUCAGUUAGAGACCCCCGUGCUGCUUCUGUACAUAAUUGUUUGAGUUUAGAGCAAGGGCACAUGACAAAGGUUUCUUCAAAAGGGGAUGUUGAUGCUAAUAGACCUAGAACUAGUUCCAGUCAGUUAAAUCCAUCACCAUCACAGCAAUGCCAAACAUCAUUUCCCUAUUUUAGAUCCAUAGUUUCAGCUAAUAAUAGUGAGAAUAUUAACAAUCUGACUCGCCAUGCUGCUUCUGGGGAUUCAAUAGGAGUUCCACCUUCAGGAGGUGGUUUUCCUAGUGUAAAAGUGCAAAAGCAAGUUCCCAUGUCGUCUGCUACUAACUCCAGUUUGAUGAAUUUCUCACAUUUCUCAAGACCUGCUGCUCUUGUUAAAGCUAAUCUUCAUAACAUUGGCACAAGAGCUGGUUCUGGAGUAUCAAGCAUCGAAAGAAUGGCUAGUAAGGAUAAGGGCUCAAUAGCAAGCCAUAGCAAUCCUGCUGAAUCCAUACUCGUUAACCCAUUUAGUGGUUUACGAAAGGAAAUGAGCUCCAAUUGCCAUCCUGUUACGGGGUCAUCCCAGGUUGAUGCUAAACCAUUGGACCCUAAGCCUGCUGAGGAAUCCCUUCCUGCAAAGCAACCUGAGGCUUUGGACCAAGAAGAUUCUAAGAAUGAUAAAAACCAUUGCCAACUCGCUGAAAGUGCAACUCAAGGAUUGGUAGAUGGUGAGAAGACUGCAGAGCCUCUAGUUGCUUCUUCUUCUGUUUGCUCAGGGAAUAGUGUGGAGAGAGUUUCAGAUGAACAAACACAGAAUUUGAAGAGAAAACACCAGGAAACAGAGGAGUCUGAAGGUCCUAGUGAAGAUGUUGAAGAGGAAUCAGUAGGUGCCAAAAAAGCUGCUCCUGCUCGAGCAGGUACCGGUUCCAAGAGAAGCCGAGCAGCAGAAGUGCAUAAUUUGUCUGAAAGGAGGCGACGGGAUAGGAUCAAUGAGAAGAUGCGUGCCCUGCAAGAACUCAUACCAAACUGCAACAAGGUGGACAAAGCUUCUAUGCUUGAUGAGGCCAUUGAGUAUUUAAAGACACUUCAGCUUCAAGUACAGAUUAUGUCAAUGGGAGCUGGUUUGUAUAUGCCAUCAAUGAUGUUGCCCCCAGGAAUGCCUCACAUGCAUGCUGGUCAUAUGCUUCCAUUCUCACCCAUGGGAGCUGGAAUGGGAAUGGGAAUCGGAAUGGGUUUUGGGAUGGGUAUGCCUGAUAUGAUUGGUGGAUCCUCUGGUUGCUCUAUGGUUCAGGUGCCUCCUAUGCAUGGAGCACAUUUUCCUGGCCCACCAAUGUCGGGGCCCAGUGCUUUGCAUGGGAUGGGAGGAUGUAACCUUCCAAUAUUUGGGCUUUCUACUCAAGGAUAUCCUAUGCCAUACCCAUGUGCACCCUUAAUGCCAACGUCUGGAGGACCUCUUUUAAAAACUACCAUGGGACUGAAUGCUGUUGGGGUGGCAGGUCCCAUGGAUAAUUUGGAUUCAGCCCCAGGCUCCAGUUCAAAGGAUUCAAUUCAAAACAUCAACUCACAAGCUAUGCAAAACUGUGGUGCCAAUAGCUCAAUGAAUCAGACAUCUAGUCAGCCUGCUUUGGUGCAAAAUAGUGGUCAAGCCUCAGAAGUUACUGACAGGGGAGCUGUGAAGUCAGCCAAUGGGAAUGACGAUGCACCGAAUGGAGCCACUGCAGGUUGCAACUGACAGGCUCUUUCAAUCCUUGUCAUUGAAGAGGUCAACCCAUCAUGCUUCCUAUAAUGAUCAAGCUCAAGCCUUUCAUGAUGACUCUAGGAACACAUAAGCGUGCAGAAAAGGGUUCCAUGCAACUGAGUGAAGUAGAAUCUUUUCAAUGAUCAUUUGUGCUCUAAAUUCAGCACAGUGCAGUUACAGUUGGCAGAAAGAUUUUGGUACGUUGGGGAGACUUUAUAGCCUUUUCUUGCUUUUGUACAUUCACUUACGUGCCAGAAAUAUGUUUUUUUUAGGUAGAUCUUUUAUUACAAAUUCGUUCAAUUAAUGAAAAGAUAGAUACUUUCCAAUA
Messenger RNA from Hevea brasiliensis (rubber tree), 3421 nucleotides. Its product is annotated as transcription factor PIF3. Gene Ontology annotation, biological process: regulation of DNA-templated transcription. The record is from RefSeq and is a predicted model, not a curated record. The transcript has 8 exons. Bases 907 to 3087 code for a protein of 726 amino acids. Gene Ontology annotation, molecular function: protein dimerization activity; DNA-binding transcription factor activity. Lineage: Eukaryota; Viridiplantae; Streptophyta; Magnoliopsida; Malpighiales; Euphorbiaceae.